This is a messenger RNA of Oenanthe melanoleuca, 1502 nucleotides long. RefSeq names its product zinc finger MYND-type containing 12 (gene ZMYND12). Gene Ontology annotation, molecular function: protein binding. The record is from RefSeq and is a predicted model, not a curated record. NCBI's taxonomy places the organism in Eukaryota, Metazoa, Chordata, Aves, Passeriformes, Muscicapidae. The transcript is spliced from 8 exons. The coding region runs from base 255 to 1331 and encodes 358 amino acids.
GCCCUCAGUCGCCGCCACAUCCACGUCGUUGUCGUUGUCCUUGUCCACGUCCUUCUCCUCCUUGGCAGCCGCCGCAGCCGCCAUGACAAGCCCGCACGGCCCGCCGGAAAUCACGUGUGUCACCUUCCCGUCCCGGAAGUGUUGUCUCGGCAACGCAACGCCAGCGCCGUCGUUAGUGAUUGUCGGAAGUAACGGAUCUCGGCCGGAAGCGUCACCCCGGCAACCGGAGACGCGUGGAAGGUUCAGGACCGGCCAUGGCGGGGCCGCCGCGUUGCGAACUGUGUGGGGCCCGAACGGCCCCACUGCGCUGCCCCGGCUGCCGUCUCACCUACUACUGUGAUGUCUCCCACCAGAGAACUGACUGGAUCAGCAUCCACGGCCAUAUCUGCCACCUGCUCAUCCCAGUCCUUGGGCCCCAGCCCUGUUUCCACUCCGAAAAAGACAGAAAACAUGGCAAGGAGCAGCUGAUGAGGAGGCAGGAAUCCCUCAUUGCUGUGGCGCUGAGCACAGCCCAGGGAUUUGUGUGGGCAGGCAAGCCCCUGGAAGCAAUUCCUGCAGCGCUGCAGGCGCUGCGCUUCAGCUCCCAAGCCUUCGGCUCUGACUCCUUGCAGCUCGUGCCCAUUUUUCUGCUACUGGCUGAGGCCUCCGCGGGCACUGGCCGUCUCCGGCAGGCAGCCAAGUAUCUGUCCCAAGCCCAGUGGAUCGUCCUCCAAAGCCCAGACUGCAGUGCUGCUCUUCAGUCUAAGUUGUACCGUGGGCUUGGGCUUUUCUCUAUUGCUGAAGGAGACCUGGACCAGGCUUUGUAUCACCUGGCCAAUGAUGUUUACCUGGCUACUGCUGAGUUUGGACUAAAUUCUGUUGAGGUCUCUGGAGGUUACUUCCACAUGGCCAACAUUUUCUUCCACCAGAAUAAAAUGGAUACAGCAAACUCACUCUAUACUGAGGUGAGCAGCCUCUGGCGUGACUGGCUGCUGAGCUCCCUUCAGAGGCACCAGCGAGUGCUCCGGGCCCGGGCAGAGGCAUCCCCGUUCUCUGAGGAUGAGGAAGACAUCAAGGAUGGGAUGACUGAAGCCCAGCGCGAGGAAGGAACGCAGGUGCUGUGGGCGGUGCUGAAGGUCCGGGAGCAGGGACCACUGCAGCAUCCUGGGGAAACAGCCAGAGUCCUGCAUGCCCUGGCCAUGAUCCACUACCUGGGCCUGGAUUUAGCCAAGGCCUGGGAGGUGGGGAUGAAAGCCUUCGACCUGGCCAAGCAGCUGCCCCAGCAAGACUCUCUAGAAACCAUCAGUCACCUGCUGGAGCUGAUUAAUGCCCAGUUUUCCCACACCACAUAAAAACUGGCCCUGCCAGACCCAGGUAUUUGGCCAGGCUCUCUCUUAUCCAGGUUCCUGAACACCAUGAGCAUCACAAGCCCUUGGUCCUCCUAUUGUUGCCUCUUUCCAGCUGCGUCCCUGGCUGUCCGAAACUGUUUGGAAAAUAAACAUUUUGGUCUGAAUUAGUCUUCA